GUUUUGUGCUUCCGAAUAGGGAGGGAAUGUUUGAAAAGUUGACCGAGUGAUGUUUGAUUUUAUGUUUGUAGGCCAAAAUUGGAAGUGAAAAUAAUUUAAGGUGAAAAUAAGUGAACUAACUGUCCAGUUAACUACAGAACGAGAACCUCAUAAUUAAGCACCGAACCGUAAGUAGUUAUUUAGACUAUAAUGACAAGUCUGAUAGGGAACAACUGUCAAGAUUGGUAUUCUCUAAACAGUUUGGUUAGGUUUAAGUGACUGUGGUAAGUUGCAAAUUGGAUUUUUUCCAUUUAAAUCAGCCGUGACUUGCAAGAAGUGUUAGGGAGCCUACGGUGAAUAUUUUUUCCGAAACAGCAUUCAAAUAAAAGCUUCAGAAAUGCCUUUGGAUAUUCCUGGAUUUUUGUAUGCUGGAGCUGUAGCAGCUGGAGGAAUUAUGGGUUAUUACAAAGCAGGUUCUGUACCAUCUUUAGCUGCUGGCCUGCUCUUUGGCAGUGCUCUUGCUUAUGGUGCUUAUGAAGUGAGCCGGGAUCCUGCUAAUUAUACUGUGCAACUAGCUACAAGUUCUAUUUUAGCUGGGAUAAUGGGUUAUCGCUUCUACAAUUCUGGUAAAAUUAUGCCUGCAGGUGUUGUAUGCCUAUUAUCUGUUGCUAUGAUAGCUAGAAUCACCACUAAAGCAAUUGGAAUAACUGGUCCAACAAGAACUGCAUGAGUACAUGGUUUGGUAAAUAUUAACCUUUAAUACUAUUGGUACAAACUUGUUAUUGUUUCCAACUUUUAUAUUAAUUCAAUUAGAUGUCUAUAUUAUAUUCAAAUGGUGUAAGUUUAUUGUAAUGUUAUGGUUUUGAAUAUUUUGGAUUAGUUUGUUAUAUUUAGAUGUGCUAUUGAACCAAGGUACACAGUAACAAUUAGCAACCAAGAAUACUGUCUCUAUAUCUAUACUUCUGAGCCAGACUAAAUUGUCAAAAUAAUUCUGGAGUACUCAAAUCAUCCCACACAGAAAAACGUAAUGUUAUAUAAGUAUAAAUCAAGAUCCUCUCUAUGCAAUAGUAGUACUGGUUAGGAGGCAAAGCCUGGCAACUAUGCCACAACCUCUUUGUUGACCCCAUAGUGCCACCUAAUAAAUAAUGAUAAUAGUUGUGGAAUAUUUUCGGAAUCCACAGCAACAAUUUUGAGUAUGUUGAGACACUAAAACAGUAAACAAAUACAUCUGAGACAUUCAUCUUUCUCAACAAAAUAAGCUCAGGUUCCUUUAUUCCAGUCUUUCAAAAUUCUGUCUUGUGUCUUCAUCCCAGUACUAAUAAAAGCUUUCUUUCCCCUUUCUAUGACUCAUCUUUAAGCUAAACAAGCAAAAUUUCUCUGUAAUUGAUUUUUGGUUAGAUUAAUUAAAGAAUAUAUAAUGAUUGUAAAAAAAUUGAUACUUGAUAGAGAUGUGAUUUAUUUUUUGAUUGUCAUCAAUUGUUAUUGGGCUCAAAGUCUUUGGGCGAUAGUACCUAUAUUACUUAUAUAGAUAAGUAAGUACUAAUGUCUCCCAUCAAUGUAGUAUUACUUCUUGUUAUACUUGCCUUUAAAGCACAACCAAAUUAUGCUGCUAUUUUUAACUUUAAAUCCCUGAA
Acanthoscelides obtectus is the source of this 1613-nucleotide messenger RNA. Lineage: Eukaryota; Metazoa; Arthropoda; Insecta; Coleoptera; Chrysomelidae. The record is from the annotation of a GenBank genome assembly.